AUGAAUUCAAUCCAGCCCCAGCCCUCUCGACCUCUGUGGCUUGACGGAACGCCCAAUUUGGCAGCGUUGAAAGGAACACCUCGUCCUUCUGCGCCGCCUUCUACGCCCCAGCCCGAUCCAGCGAUAGCCCCUUCUACUCUGGCUCUGCCUCGUCCAUCGCUGCAGAAAGAUCAAAUCGAAGUUCGGGUAAUUCAGCCAGUCUUUCAAGACCCUUGGCAGACGUAUGAGGCGAUCGUGGUGAUUUUCCAAGGACAGUCUGUCUUUCUGGCCCGACACAGGGAAAGCAAAGCAACACUUGUCAAUAUUCAUCUUUUGAAGCAACAAUUCUCAUCCGUCAAGCCAUUGCUGGAAACAAUCAGCCAGAUAUCUCACCCCAGCUUUCUAGGCCUGGUAGCGUGCUAUUGUUGGGAGGAGCAGGUAUUUCUGGUCCGGGAGCCAGUGGAGCUCUCGGUGAGUCACAUCCUCGCAUCAAGGUGCACUAUCACGGAGGGGGAGAUUACUGCAAUUGUUCGGCCGGUCCUCGAAGGAAUUCAAUAUCUGCGCGGCCAGGGGAGAGCACUUGCCGCCUUGAGUGCUGACACUUUGUUACUCACGGAGUUCGGUGGUGUCAGGAUCGCGGGAGUGGAACAAAGUUGCCAGAUCGAUGCAGCCGAGAUGGACGCAGCCACAAUGAAGCUGUUUGCUUUGGCGGAGGUGGUGGAGAGAUUGAUCAUGAAGAAUCCUUCGCAAUACCCAUGGAGUGCCGAAGUAAAGAGUCUGCCUGACGAGUUGAAGAGAUGCAAUUCACCGGAGACGCUACUACGCAGCAAACCGUUCGAGCAAUCGGGGGAUGAGGGCGAAUUGAAGAUGCUGGUGAACGCGGCCAAUAAGACUGCUUAUCAUAAUCUAGAAUCGUUCAAGCGCAUAUGA
This is a messenger RNA of Penicillium canescens, 909 nucleotides long. RefSeq lists its product as uncharacterized. The record is from RefSeq and is a predicted model, not a curated record. Bases 1 to 909 code for a protein of 302 amino acids. The transcript is spliced from 4 exons. Lineage: Eukaryota; Fungi; Ascomycota; Eurotiomycetes; Eurotiales; Aspergillaceae.